ACAAUCAUCUCUCAAUGGAUGCAUCAAUGAGUGAAUAGUAAACCUGCUCACCAGGGGGUAUCUGUAGCGGAGAGUCCUACACCUACAGUCUCUACAGUCUCUACAGUCCAGACAUCCAGACCUACAGACCUACAAGACACCAUCCUCCACAUUCAACCUCACCUCUCUUGACCUCUCCAGUCCAUCUCCACAUCCCCACCCCAAAAUGAAUGAAGCCGAAGACAAUACAGACCACAUCCCCGUCCUGGAGGGGAUCCCCCCCGAUCAACCCCACCAGGUCGAUUCCACCGACUCGCAAGGCACCCUCGAGACCGCCCAGGCGCAGAUCACCCCAGGCCCCACGGUCGAUCUCUAUGCCCGCCAGCGAUCCUCCCGUCCAGACAGCUGCUUCCACAGCGUCAUCGACCGCCAAUACUGCGUCGAUGACUUGGAACAGUGCAACGUGUGUGGGAGGGUCCCCUUCCUGAACUGGUUCUACCGGUGCAUCGUGGACACCUCUGCCUUCACUGAACCCUUCAACCCGGACCGUCCCAUCCUCAGUCCCUGGAUGGCCAAGGCGGCCCUGGACGGCCACUACACCGACGAGGAGCUCAACGUCCUGUUCCGACAGAAGCUGGAGGUCCUCGAGAUGGCGGAGAAAUUGCGACACCCCUGCUCGUCACCCCACCCCACGGAAGCAGAAGAAGCCCAGGAGCAGCCGGACGACGAUGACGACGACAGCCAAGUCUGGGUCGAGGACGUCAACCAGGACAGCUCGCGCUCAUCGCCGUCGACGCAGGCGAGGGUCCAUGCCAUCCCGCGCCCCCCGUGCACACACCACGCCUGUCACCACUGUCACCCGGCGCUGCACCAGCGCUGCUGGCUGAGCAUCGACGCCAUCUGUACCGACCCGGAGAUCAAACCCUUCACCGAGUGGGACUUUCACGAGAGACCCAUGUCCGACACCCGCAUCGUCCGCACCCUGGGCAUGCGAUCAUUUGUCACCCACUCGGCGCCCCCGUCGAUCUACAGUCUGUCGGAGGGCGACCAUUUCCCUGGGACGACUCGACCAAACCCGCAACACACGCCCAUUGUCCGUCUCCCUCGCGCUGUCCGUGCCGACGCAGAUGCAGAGAGCAGCGAGCGCACGGCCCCCGAGACACGGGAUCCGGAGUCCUCAAUCGACGCCACCUCUGCCUUUGUUCGCGGGGAUUUCGCAUCCAGUUCGAUUGUGGAGGCCGCAGAGUCACCCACGCUGUCUACCGCGGGACUAACCGGGGCCGAAACUGUCCUGGAGACGCCCGCGGUAGUCGAUGGGUUUUCGGCGGUGCGUGAGCUCCUGGCUGUCGCAGAGUGGGAACAUGGGGGGUGAUGCAGAUAGUGAUGCAGAUAGCCAUGCAUCGCAUCAUUCAUAGAGAAGUUGAGCGCGGUGAUUGAGUAGCCACGGAUUCUUUAAUGACCUAGUCCAGUGCUGUGGAUGACGAGUUGUACGAAUAACGAGCAUGUGGUUC
Molecule: messenger RNA, 1490 nt
Organism: Aspergillus campestris IBT 28561
Lineage: Eukaryota; Fungi; Ascomycota; Eurotiomycetes; Eurotiales; Aspergillaceae
Exons: 1
Coding region: 206-1351 (381 amino acids)
Source: RefSeq, a predicted model, not a curated record